UCUAUCCUACCUACAGUUUUUAGAUUUUCUAAAAAUCAUUAAUUCACACAAUCAAAAGCUUUGGAUAAGUCGAGGAAUAUUGCAGCAGCCUUAUCACCUGAAUCUAUUUUAUCUAUUAGUCUUUCAACAAGGGAUACUAUUGCAGUUUGUGUUGAUUUUCCAAAUGGAAUAAAAUUCUUUUUUUAGUAGUUGCAGAUGAACGAAUAUAAUGAUUGUAACUGUUCGCUGCCAGCUCCAGAUACAGUCACACAGUGCUCGGUAACCGUCAUCACAAAGAAUGGUCAAAGUAGAAGAUUCUUCUUCUCUGUGGAACGGUACAUUCAAAUAGGGAAGAAUAGUGUGACAUCACAAUACAUCGUCUGCAGUGACUCGUUUCCAAACAACUUGAGAAUUCUGUUCAAAUCAUAUAGGGCCAUUUUUCACACGUAAUUUAAACAUAAUUUACGAUGGUAAUGUGCUUUGUUCCUGAUUGCAAACACUACAGCGAGAAGCAAUCUUGCAAAUUCCUUAUAUUUCCAAAAGACAUCAACAAGAAGAAGAGCUGGAUAAAAGCAAUAAGAAGAGCAGGUAGAGAACCAAGUGAGCAUUCGUUAAUAUGCAGUUGCCAUUUUGUGGAUGCUGAUAAAAAAAAUGGUCCAACUAUUUUCCAACGGAAUCAACUAAAGAUGUUGAAUUUUCCCGAGGUGGAAAAAAGAGAAAAAACAGGUUACACACAGAAACUGCAGUGGCAGAAGUUGUGCAGGAGCCACAUCCAAUCGUGGUAACUGAAGAAGAUGUCAGUGUAGACCUACCACUACCAUCUACAAGCAACAGUGUUGUUGCAGUGGAAGUGGAGGUAUUAAAAAAAGAAUUGGAAGAGCUCAAAAGAACAAAAACUGUCCAACAACGAUUUACUUACACUAUGAUUUGAGACAGUGAUAAACUGGUAUUAACCCACACAGGUUUACCAAACAAGUCAG
Messenger RNA from Nilaparvata lugens (brown planthopper), 959 nucleotides. RefSeq lists its product as uncharacterized. NCBI's taxonomy places the organism in Eukaryota, Metazoa, Arthropoda, Insecta, Hemiptera, Delphacidae. The record is from RefSeq and is a predicted model, not a curated record. The coding region runs from base 447 to 764 and encodes 105 amino acids. The transcript has 3 exons.